UCCAAACUCCAAGCCCUAACACGUAGAGUACGUUAGUUAAUCCACGGACAGAUCGAUUCAUCCAUAGGCAUCGACGACCAAUGUCAUCUCUGCUGUGGCGUUCUGCCGCCGCCGCCGCCCGACGGCAGCUCGGCCGGCCGCCCUCCGCGAGGACGACGAUUCGCUCCAUGGCCUCCUCCUCUUCCUCAUCGGAGAACACGAAGGGAACAAGCUGGCUCAUCAUUGCCAACAUCGUUGUAUUGUCGGCGUGGAUCACCCGGCUGAACAACAAGACCAAAGCGCACACGGAGGAGAUUCAGAGGCUGCAGGCGUCCAACACCGAGCUGCAGGACCAGCUGAAGCGGGAUCUCACGAGCAGGCGGCGCGCCACAAACCGAGCAAAUUGAGAGAUAUUUGCGUGCUGGUAGACGCGUACGUGCAUUGCAGACACA
Molecule: messenger RNA, 431 nt
Organism: Triticum aestivum (bread wheat)
Lineage: Eukaryota; Viridiplantae; Streptophyta; Magnoliopsida; Poales; Poaceae
Exons: 2
Coding region: 81-386 (101 amino acids)
Source: RefSeq, a predicted model, not a curated record